AAGUGACACGCCCGGUCGCGCAGGCGCAGUGCUGCACGGACGUUCACAACGCGCAUGCGCUCCCCUGCGCUUCAGAUCGCCUUUAACUCAAACAGCGAGAGGAGCAACCCGAGUCUUUUAAAUUAGUCGCAUUCAGCUUCGCGAUACCGCCCCCAAUAUCAGUACCGGUACGGAGCCACCAGGCCGGGACAGAGACGGAGAGCGAGCCCUCGGCCAUGGAAGCGCUCGGACCCGGACCCCCUCCCGCCCCCAGCUCCCUGUUCCAGCCGCCCCGCAGGCCCGGAUUGGGUACGGUUGGGAAGCCGAUCCGCCUGCUGGCCAAUCACUUCCAGGUGCAGAUCCCGAAGAUCGACGUCUAUCACUAUGAGGUGGACAUCAAGCCGGAGAAGAGGCCGCGCCGGGUCAACAGGGAGGUGGUGGACACCAUGGUGCGGCACUUCAAGAUGCAGAUUUUCGGAGACACUCAGCCCGGGUACGACGGGAAGAAGAACAUGUACACGGCACAGCCGCUGCCUAUCGGCCGGGACAGGGUUGAUCUGGAGGUGACCCUUCCUGGCGAGGGGAAGGAUCAGACCUUCAAGGUGUCGAUCCAGUGGGUGUCAGUAGUGAGCCUGCAGAUGUUGCUGGAGGCACUGUCGGGGAACCUUGAGGUCCCGGAGGACUCUGUGCAGGCCCUCGACGUCAUCACCAGACACCUGCCGUCCAUGAGGUACACUCCAGUGGGGCGCUCCUUCUUCUCCCCUCCCGAGGGGUACUAUCACCCGCUGGGCGGGGGCAGGGAGGUGUGGUUUGGGUUCCACCAGUCCGUGCGGCCCGCCAUGUGGAAUAUGAUGCUGAACAUCGACGUGUCGGCGACGGCUUUCUACCGCGCCCAGCCCGUCAUCGAGUUCAUGUGUGAAGUGCUGGAUAUUCAGAACAUCAACGAGCAGACCAAGCCACUGACCGACUCUCAGCGCGUCAAGUUCACUAAAGAGAUCAGAGGCCUGAAGGUGGAGGUGACUCACUGUGGGCAGAUGAAGAGGAAAUACCGAGUGUGCAACGUGACCCGUCGGCCCGCCAGCCACCAGACGUUCCCUUUGCAGCUGGAGAACGGCCAGGCAAUGGAGUGCACGGUGGCUCAGUACUUCAAACAGAAGUACAGCCUGCAGCUCAAGUACCCGCACCUGCCCUGCCUGCAGGUGGGCCAGGAGCAGAAGCACACCUACCUGCCCCUGGAGGUGUGUAACAUCGUAGCGGGGCAGCGCUGUAUCAAGAAACUGACGGAUAAUCAGACUUCCACCAUGAUCAAAGCGACCGCGCGUUCAGCACCCGACAGGCAGGAGGAGAUCAGCAGGCUGGUGAAGAGUAACAGCAUGGUGGGCGGGCCAGACCCCUACCUGAAAGAGUUCGGCAUCGUGGUCCACAACGACAUGACCGAGGUGACAGGGCGGGUCCUCCCAGCGCCCAUGCUGCAGUACGGGGGCCGGGUGAGUACAGAGACUGGGAGGGACUGUGGCAGGAAUAAAACGGUGGCCACACCAAACCAGGGCGUGUGGGACAUGCGGGGGAAGCAGUUCUACGCUGGCAUCGAGAUCAAGGUGUGGGCUGUGGCCUGCUUCGCGCCGCAGAAACAGUGCAGAGAAGACCUGCUCAAGAGCUUCACUGACCAGCUGCGCAAGAUCUCCAAGGACGCGGGGAUGCCUAUCCAGGGCCAGCCCUGCUUCUGUAAAUAUGCGCAGGGUGCUGACAGCGUGGAGCCCAUGUUCAAGCACUUAAAGAUGUCCUACGUGGGCCUGCAGCUGAUCGUGGUGAUCCUGCCUGGAAAGACUCCAGUCUACGCGGAGGUGAAGCGUGUGGGAGACACUCUCCUGGGAAUGGCCACUCAGUGUGUUCAGGUGAAGAAUGUGGUGAAGACCUCCCCCCAGACCCUCUCCAACCUCUGCCUGAAAAUCAACGCCAAGCUGGGGGGCAUUAACAACGUCCUGGUCCCGCACCAGCGCCCCUCUGUGUUCCAGCAGCCCGUGAUCUUCCUGGGGGCGGACGUCACGCACCCCCCUGCUGGCGACGGGAAGAAGCCCUCGAUCGCAGCGGUGGUGGGCAGCAUGGACGGGCACCCCAGCCGCUACUGCGCCACGGUGAGGGUGCAGACGUCACGGCAGGACCUGUCCCAGGACCAGCUCUUCAGCCAGGAGGUGAUCCAGGAUCUCACCAACAUGGUGCGGGAGCUGCUCAUCCAGUUCUACAAGUCGACCCGCUUCAAACCCACCAGGAUCAUCUACUACCGUGGGGGAGUGUCCGAGGGGCAGAUGAAACAGGUGGCCUGGCCGGAGCUGAUUGCCAUUCGGAAAGCCUGCAUCAGCCUGGAGGAGGACUACCGGCCUGGCAUCACCUACAUCGUGGUGCAGAAACGCCACCACACCCGGCUGUUCUGCAGUGACAAGAGCGAGAGGGUUGGGAAGAGUGGGAACGUUCCCGCUGGCACCACAGUGGACAGCACUAUCACCCACCCAUCUGAGUUUGACUUCUACUUGUGCAGCCACGCUGGGAUUCAGGGCACCAGCCGCCCCUCUCACUACCACGUGUUGUGGGAUGACAACUGCUUCACUGCGGACGAGCUGCAGCUCCUCACCUACCAGCUGUGCCACACGUACGUGCGCUGCACCCGCUCCGUCUCCAUCCCCGCGCCCGCUUACUACGCGCGGCUGGUGGCGUUCCGAGCGCGGUACCACCUGGUGGACAAGGACCACGACAGUGCCGAAGGCAGUCAUGUUUCUGGACAGAGUAAUGGCCGGGACCCCCUGGCCCUGGCGAAGGCUGUGCAGAUUCACUACGACACCCAGCACACCAUGUACUUCGCCUGAGACCUGCAGCUCAGCCCUCCGGCCAGCAGACGGCGCUGUCUCUCUAGCUCUCCAGCACACCACAGCAGUUCUGACGCCAGCAGACCUGGGCCCCCUGUCCAGUUCAAGCGGGCCGGGCCAUAUUUUUAAAUUUUUUUACAGACCGCUUCCUACCAGCAAUCCCAGGAUUCCACUGCGGCCGCACUGAGAGCCAGGUUCUAAUGCACGGGCACACACUGAGCCACUGGAUCUUUACUGGACACUGAUCUCCGAUCGGAAGCACUAGACAGGACGGACUUUCUCUUCACCGCUACCAGGAGUUUAUAUUUUUACCUCAAGGCGUGACGGACCCCCGGGUCCUGAGAUUUUAAACAAGGGUUUGCAUGAAAUGUUUUUAAUGUCGUCGUUGCGUAUUUCAAGUCUCUGCAUUUUUAAAAUGUCUUUGAACUCUUCCCUUUCUUUGUGUUUGUAAACGAGGUGUCCUUGGUGCGAGUUUCCCUUCCCUUUCUCUCCCAUGUUGUUGUGUGAGUGAUCGCGUGCGUGUGCGUGCGUGUGCGUGUGCGUGCGUGUGUGUUUUGAGUAUAGACAUGUUAUUACGUCUGUUGCAGGACAGGCUACAGAAUCGUAAAGGGAAACGUAAGGAAUUGAACUGCUGUAAAUGCCUCAUGUGUUUUCUCUUUCUUUUAUAACUAAGACAAUUUUUCCAGGCUUCUUGAAGCCAGCGUUGUGUGUAGCAGUGUCUCUGUUCUGCCCUCGUACCCGAGCCCUUGGCAUUCUUUCAUUUGGGGUGGAUUGGGGGCACUUUCUCUGUUCUCAGGUCAGCCAAAAAUAUGGCAGGUCCAUAUAGCAGCCAUAUAGACUGUGCAGACGCAGCUUUUCAGCAUCCCAACGGCACUCUGGCUUCAUCCUCCCGAGCGGAUUACUCAUUUAUACAGUCAGGCUUUUAAUGUGAUUUCAGUUGUCUGAUGGAUUGUGCAGCUUGGCUGGUGAGGGAUAGGGUCAGAGUGAGGGUGAGGGGUGAGGUGAGCGUUUGGGUUUGGGUUUGGGUUUGGGUGAGGGACUCGAGUCCUGUCUGCCCCAGGACUGUAUCUUAUGAUUUUCAGUUGGCUGGUGGAUUGUCUCCCAGCCUCAUUCUCCAGCUUUGUAAUCGCUGUUUCUUACAGGAGAUUGCCUCUUCAUUGCAGGAGCUUCACAGUUGAACUCUUUCAUUAGUUUGAUGUUUGUUGUUUAGUCUGUUCAUGACAUCUGUAACACAGGGCAUUGAGGAGAAGCACUCUGGGGCUAAUAAUACAAUUUAGCUUCUCCAUCUUUGAAGUAAAAUACCCCAAAUCUCUUCGGACUUCACUAGAACUGACGGGCCAGGCUGCUGUCGUGUGUGUGUGAGCGAGUGAUGGAGUAGCCAGAGCUGCUGUUGAGAGCUCAGCCCUCUUCAGCGGAGGGGCUCGCAGGCCAGGGAGAGGCAUGGAGAGAGCAGAGAGGACUAGAACACGGGCUGGGGCUGCAGCAUUCAAACCGAGGGCUUAGACUAGGGGGCAAGGACAAUCUGCAGGUUAGGGGCAACGAGUUCUUUAAUUUGAGACAAUGUAUAGUAUUUAUAUCAAAUAUAUGUAUAUACACAGUAUGUGUGUCUGUGGUGUGUUUGAAAUUAUUAUAACAUCCAGUAAAAAAAAAAAAAAAAAAAAA
Messenger RNA from Acipenser ruthenus (sterlet), 4502 nucleotides. Its product is annotated as protein argonaute-4. Bases 216 to 2840 code for a protein of 874 amino acids. Gene Ontology annotation, molecular function: protein binding; RNA binding. The transcript has 18 exons. The record is from RefSeq and is a predicted model, not a curated record. NCBI's taxonomy places the organism in Eukaryota, Metazoa, Chordata, Actinopteri, Acipenseriformes, Acipenseridae.